Molecule: messenger RNA, 2719 nt
Organism: Ooceraea biroi (clonal raider ant)
Lineage: Eukaryota; Metazoa; Arthropoda; Insecta; Hymenoptera; Formicidae
Source: RefSeq, a predicted model, not a curated record
CUGAUAAACCCAACAUCGGAAAUCAUGAUCAGGAAAUGUUCAUUUGCAACGUUCAUUUGGAGAGCACACCAUUUUUCUCACGCGCGUAUAUGAAAUAUUUGAAUUAACUGGCUUUUUACGGUAAAGAUCUGCCUCCUGUCACGAUAUUAUCCUUCCAAGCACAUCCUUUCUAAGCAUGCUGUUACGUCCCCAAUUAUAGCGCUAUUACUGUUGGAGAUCGAGAUCAAUAUUGCAUCAGCCACAUGUGCUAUUGCCGUAGUGCUCACGCUGCCAAAGUCGAAUACCAAUAGCGAUUCUUUUCAAUUCUCGCGCAUACUGUACAAUUGCGCCCUUACGUGUCAUCCGGUCAAACGUAUAAACCUGUAAUCCGGUAGCGUGACCGAUAAAGCUGACGAUUGAUCAGAAGUGCGUAAUCUCGAGAGAGUCUCAAUCUAAUAAUUUGCUUCUGAUGAUUCGACCGAUUCGUCGAAAAAAUCGCGGGAGAGACACGUGGGUGGUAAAACGGACAUCCGCAGCAUCCACGGGUGGGGAAAGUGAGCAGGAGUGGUGGCUCUCCGUCUGUCGGUCGAUUCCUCGAUGGUCUUUCGUCGCGGAAGGAUGAGGGCGUCCGCGUCGCGAGGAUGAGGAAGGAACGAGCUCCAAGGGCGUACAUCCGCCAGUAGCGAGUCGGGGGACGCGAGCGUCGCUUGCGCGCGUCGCCCUGGGCGCCGCUGCUGGGCAGAACGGAACAGAUGGAGCCGACUCGCGUGCCUCGGGCUGCCGGUCCGCGUCUCGUCUUCCUCUUCGCAACCCUCGUACUGACCUUUGCGGGUAAGAAGAGAGCAGCGAUGCUACCUCCCGGAAAGAUUUCAAGAUUCAUCUUGAUCCUAUUAUGAAGCGUCACAAGGCUCAACACUGUCGAGUAUCCGCUAUUAAGCGUUACUACGCGUAAGGUUCAGGAGAACAUUCAUAAUCGAGAAAUCGACAUGAAAUCGUGGAUACACGAUACAAGUAAACGCUCAUCGCGGUGGUUACAAGCUCAAUCGUAUUAUAAAUAAAUAAAUCGCUUGAAACGUGAUUUGGUGAAAAGGAAAGCCACGGGAUUGCUGUGCGGCGCGAUAAUGUCGGAUCAUUGGGAGGAGAUCAGCUGGGACAAGGAGGAUCUGAUUCACGCAAAUGUCAGUCUCACGUGGUAUCUGGACGGUCAGGUGGCAAAGUUGGAGUCUUCCGUUGAUCAUCGACCUAAUCAUCGUCGCGUCGCCAGCAGUUCGUCCUUCCUGGUUCCCAUGCACGGCGGGAUUUGGAUUAUGUGUGUUUCAUUAUCAGGGGACGAGAAAAAAGACCGGAAUCAUGGCACGCGAACGCGGAUGCUCCGUCCCCAUACGUCUCGGUUCGAUAUCUUCGGUCAGAGUCAAGAAGAAGAGAUACAGUUGCUGAGCCAAAUAGAUUUCCCGCAGGAAAAAUGCAUCAAUUACUUGACACCGAACGAAGCGCACGAAGAAACACGCGUAGCUUGGCAAAAUCGAAUGCAAAAUCUGAGUAUCUCGUGCUCUUUGGUGUGCCUAAUCAUUCUCGGAUGUGCUGCGCUUAUAGGCUUUUUCGGACUGUGCAGGCAUCAGAUAUCGGCUGUGCUCGUGACAGGAGUAAUGUAUCUCCUCGCAGAGAAUCUGCGUUUUGUUCCAGCGACAUUCGCGCUAUUUACGCUGACUAUCAUUCACUUCAAGAGAGUACAGGACCGCGGAAUCAAACUACCAGCAGUGGAUGGGCCUGAGGACGGCGUGAUAGGCACCCCUGUUCUCCGUGGCGUUCUCAAAGCCAGGAGAUUCACCACAGCGUGGAGCAUGGAUCUAGGAUGGGGUGGGGCCACCCUUUGUGCUCUCGCAGCAGUCGCCUGGAUCCUUCUUAGCAAGAUCAUGCGCUUCAGUCCAAUUGCCGCGAUGAUAGCGUAGCAAUGGGACGCCUUCGAGGUUUGAGGUCGUUUCUGGGAGUCACGACGUUUCGACAUUCAGCGAUCUUUUCAGGUAACAUUCCGGCCAGAAUUCUCGGAAUUCAAUAUCUUUUAUGUCUAGAAAUUCGAUAAGUAUCGAAAACUCUCCAUCGAAACGAUCGCGAACUGACACAGUUAUAAAUAAUAUCCCUAUCGGGGAAGUUGUGUCCAGAAACGACCAUCUCGAAGGCGACGAAUAUUUCCUUCAUAUUACUCAUCUCGUUUGUAUACAAAUAUUUAUUACCCUAUAUAAGAAAGAACAACGUACUCGGACAAGAUCGAUUGUACGCUUUGAUAGAAGCAUACAAUUGUUCGUUUUUUUAGAAACAUUUAGUAAUUCCAUCAUUUCGUCAUUUCACAUUUGGUAAUAUCGCAACUUUUGCAAUUUAUACUCUUCUUCUGUACCUUAGCAUGUGGCUUGCAAAUAUUUAAGCGAAUCAUUAUAUCUCCGUCUUCUGAGAGAAUGCAUAACUCGAGAGUAAGACGACUAACGUGAAACAAACGAGCCUAUAAUCCUUAAUCUUUUUAUAUCAUAAGUAUAACGCGUAAUAAUACAUGGCGGUUGAUCAAUCGGAAAUUCACCCCAUAUAAAAAGCGAUUACGUGUACAACAGUUGGCAUCAGUACAAACGCUAAAAAUCAGGAUUUAAUAACGUAAUUGCGCAAAUUUGUUGACCCAAUAUAAUCAUGUUAUACCUUGUCUUUUUCUUUUAUCAUGAGGGCAACAAUGAAGCCUGGAGAAAUAAGAACAAAA